CAAAACACGACUCGAUCGUAUCGGCCAGGAAGAUAUAUCAGUGUCGCAGUGUUCGUGGAAAGUGGAGCAUUCAUCUGCCAAAGAAACAAGAAAAAAGAAAAACAGUCAAAUACGUUGCAUUAGUCAGCAGAUCGAGGACUGCUAGUGUACGUGACUUGGCCUUUUCCAGGACUCAAUCGAAAGAAUCCGCUCCUCCGCCGAGCGAUAGGAAUAAGCUCGCCAUGUUGCCGCAUCAUCAGCGCCAUAAAAUGGCGACUUUGGCGGACAGCGCCAUCGGUUUCCUGCUCUUUUCGCUCCUGCUAAUUGGCGCCUGCCUGGUCACGCCCACCGAAGGACGCGCCAAGGAUGACCGGCGCACCAGGGGGCGUGGCAGCAGCAGUGGCGUCCUCUCGUCCUCCUCCAGCAGCAGCAACAACAUGAACAAUGGCUACUACAGUGGCACCUCGUCGACAGCGGGCUCCUCCUCCGGCUAUGUGUUCACCAGCAGUAGUGCGGUGAACUCGGGAAGCACCGGCUACAGCGGACCCAUGGACAGCACUGGAUUCUGCACCCGGCGGCGGGACAUGAAGCUGAUGUGCUACUGUACCCCGGAUGAGAACCACGUGCCAGUGCAGAAGGCCGAGUGCUGGGUGUUCUCGGAGGGAUUGCAUCAGAAUGACACCACCUGGACGCGAUUCUACCAGCAGAAGCGUUUGAGGGAACUGAAGUUUGUGAUCCAAAACAAUGCCCGAUUGGACUAUAUACCGACCAUGAUAAUUGAACCGCUGAAGAACCUGAGUAGCAUUGUGAUUGAAUACUCGCAGGUGGAGAUUGUCAAGAGCUAUGCCUUCGCCAAUCUGCCCUUCUUGGAGAGGAUUAUCCUGAAUAACAACCACAUAAUGGCCCUGGACCAGGAUGCGUUCGCCAAUCACAUCAGGCUGAGGGAGUUGAACCUGGAGCACAACCAAAUCUUCGAGAUGGAUCGCUAUGCAUUCCGUAAUCUGCCACUUUGCGAACGGCUCUUCCUGAAUAACAACAAUAUCAGCACUCUUCACGAGGGUCUUUUCGCUGACAUGGCCAGACUAACCUUCCUGAACCUGGCCCACAACCAGAUCAAUGUGCUGACCAGCGAGAUUUUCCGGGGAUUGGGCAAUCUUAAUGUGCUGAAGCUGACCCGGAACAAUCUGAACUUUAUCGGCGAUACUGUCUUUGCGGAAUUGUGGAGCCUGAGUGAACUGGAACUGGACGAUAAUCGCAUUGAGCGCAUUUCCGAGCGCGCUCUGGAUGGCCUGAAUACACUGAAAACACUGAAUCUGCGCAACAAUCUGCUGAAGAAGAUCGACAAUGGCCUGCUGCGGGGCACCCCCGCCCUGCUGUCCAUCAACGUGCAGGCAAACAAAUUGGAAACGCUGACGUUCUACACAUUCCAGCCAAUUAUGGACAAUUUGGUCAACAGCACCAGCGAGCUGCUCGUGUCAGACAACAAAUUCAUUUGCGACUGUCGUCUGCAGUGGAUCUUCGAAUUGAAAAAUCGCACACGUCACCUGCAGCUGCGUGACUCGCUGGAGGACCUGCACUGCACGCUGCAGGAGCCGAAACUGUCGCACUUUGUGGACCCGGUGCCGCCGACCAUCCUGGACGUGCUCAAUAUCGGGGGAUUCACGGCGAUUGGCAGCAAUAGCGCCAGCAUGGGCGGUGUGGGCAACAGCGUGGUGGGCAGCAGCUACAGCGGCUUGACUCUGGACGACAGCAGGAAGCAUUUGGGCAGCAGAUCCCGACAGGCACUGCGGGGACAGCGGCAGUUCGCCUCGAGUGCGGAGAACGUGGUGGAGUCCAAGAUGCGCAGGAGGAGGAAGCGACAGGAGGAGGUCAAGGAAAAGGACCUGGCGGCAGUGGCUCCGGCUCACAAGCGAUACGACUACUACGACGACAACAACGGAGGCAUGUCCUUGGGUCAUGGCCUAGACCUGGAUGACAAUCUUAGCCUGCACAAGCAGGGAUUCUAUGGAGCCGGUUCUCCCGUAGUGGGUCACAACGAUGUGGAUGUCCUGAUGACAUCGCACUCCGCGUCGGGAGACGCCCUCGACAUUCUGACCACCAAGAACGCAAUCUACAUCAAGUUGUUCCUGCUGAAACCAGAAAUGCUGCCCUGCCACGAUGAACUCAGCGAUCCCACCGAGCUGCCCCUCUCCCGCGAUCUGAUGGAUGUGCGCAGCAAUGUUGGCCAGGACAUGUCCACGGCAGGAGCUAAUUCUUUGGCUCAGAGCAUGACGAUCAUAGUGAGUCUAAUCGCACUGAUGAUCAGCCGGGGUUGAAGACUCACAUCCGGAAAUGGUUGCUGAAUGGUGACCCCUACGUUUGGUUCUACAUUGUACAUACUGUCUUGGAGAUGUGGUGCCCUUGGGAAACGAGCUUCAACACGAUAAUUACGAAAGAUACCAGCUACAGUCCUGUAAAUAUGUAAAAAGGGGUAACAAAAUUCAAUAAAUUUAAUACUAUAAACCUAGCUGAUAGCUGUAAUGAUAGACUCGACUUUUCAACAACUUCAGCAGCAGAUUCAGAUUCAGAUUGAGAUAUAGAAACCGAUACCAAAACCAUUACCGAAACUAUAAGCCCAAAACGAACCCAAAAGAGAACCUCCGAGCAAACUGGCGUUUCAUUUAAAAAGAAAGAUACUCAACCUAUCGCAGGAUGAUGACUACCACUACACUCUACUACAUAGAAUUAGUUUAAACGGUUAGCCAUAGUGACACUUUUGGUUUACUUGAGCAAGGUACAUACUACAGUAAAACUUGGAAAGCGCUAAACGUCUUAGAUGGAGAGACAGAGCUGGCCAAAUCCACUAAAUGAGGCAUGCCUGUAAGAUAAACGCAAACGCAGAACAUGACACAAUCGCUGAAAGUUGCAACGAUAGCCGGUAGUCGAUAGGCAAUAGAGGAUAGCAGAUAGUCGAUAAAUAAUAAUUAAUAAAUGUAAUAGGUAAACGUACAAUUCCCGGCCACCCGCAGUUCUCCCUUAGAGUUUAAGUCUGCUUUUUAGUUGUAAGACUGUUUGCUACCCUACAAUUCUCGCCUGAAUUUCCCCUAAGAAAACCUUGUCCCGGGAAAAUUACACAGCAAACACUUUUCUGCUUUUGUCCUACUUUCGCCGCACCAGAAAUAAAAACCAAAACAUAAAGAAGAAAUAAAAAUGAAUACAUUGCGAAUUUAUAUAACUUAUUUGAAUAGAUUCAAAUUAAAGAAAACAAAGCCAUAAAGAGAUAUAAUAAUAAAAACAAAACAGAAAUAUGCAUAACGAUUUUUGUAGCUUAAGACUGAAUAUAUAAAGGUAAAUUAUGCUAAUAUAUACAAAAUAUUUAUAUGGAAAAUACUGUAUGUUUAAUUAUAUUGUAAUAAAUGCAAGCUGGGGGAAAGGGUAAUGUCAUUUUUAGAAAACCGAAAGAGCCGACGAUUCGUGCAUUCAAAUUAGUAUGGAUGCACAUUACACUUUAUUUGGCAAUUUAUUACGUAUUUAAUUAUGCACAAAACUAUGAUUUACCAAAAAACGAAAAAAACUAACAAAAAAAGCUGUUUAUUAAUGUGUUUAAAAAUUCAUAUACAAAAGAAGCUAAAGUAAGCAAAAACCGAAUGCAAAUUUAUUGUGUAAAAAGGGGGUGAAGUUUUCAUACAGAAAGCCCCGAAAAAAAGAAAGAGCCGGAAAAAUAGAACGCCGAGCAUAAGGAGCAAGCAUAGUUUUAGUGGACAAUCAGCAGAUAAGUGAAGUGAAAGCAAACAGCAGGAAAAUCGGGGAAAAUCCCAAGGAGCUGGGAAGCAGAUGCCCGGAAAAGCGCCAAGGAAAUAAGGGGGCAAGAAUAUUUAAAACACUUGAAACAAGCGAAAUAAUGAAAUAGUCGAGAGCAAAGCAGAAAACACAAAACUAUUUUAAGUAACUGGAUAUAAGCUAAAUGUAUUUAGUGUUUUGAUUACCAACUAAGAACUUGAACACAACAGAGAAAACCAAAAAAAAAUAAAAAUAAAAAAUUAAACCAAAUAAUAAGUGUGAAGAAAAAGUGAAUCUAAGAAAACUUCUAUCUAAGCAGGGCACUAAUUUCAUUAUUGUUGAUACUCAGCCAUUUUACACUCAUUUCAUUUGAUUGUCACGAAGUUACUAUGCUAGAGAUUGUGAAAGGGAUUUUCAGUUGCCUCAAGGAGUUGGGCGAAAUUCGAUUGACUUAGCCACUCUGUCUAGUGCAUUAAAUGCUUGUAAUGAUAAAUUAUUAACGACACGAACACUUAAUUAACACCUAGCCUUAAGAAUUGAGAAAUUUUAACCAAAGAUUUUGUGUUCCUCUUAUCGCCUAAGAAAUGUUUGGUUGUUUUGUUUUCCUGUGCCAUUUGAAAUGAUUUGUAUCUCGUCUAUUUUUUACGGCUAAGCAGCGCAUGGAAGUAGGCAGCGAGUAAAGUAAUUUUUGAAUAUAAACAACUAAUGUAGCUUACUUAAUUAUUUUAACUUAAAUGUACACAGAGCGAACGGACAGCAAGUAAUAUAAUCGAAAUAUAAAUGUAUUUGAUGUAAGAAGUUUGCUUAAUUGAUACCAAAACCGAAAUGUCAACCCCAGCCCACAAACACAGAACCAUGAAUGAAAGGACCUCCAGGGCGUGAGACUUGAAGGGGGCAUGGCGCCACCAAAGAGCCGAAACCAGAACACAUUCCAAUUGCAAUAUUUUGUUUAACUUUUACUUUACUGGGGCCCCGUCUUAAAGUCCUCGAACGCCACUGAGGUCCCGCUCAUGGAAUCCAGAAAACAAUUUUGAAAGAAAAACCAUCUAAAUAUAUUUAAUGUAAAAAAAAUAAA
Molecule: messenger RNA, 4813 nt
Organism: Drosophila mauritiana
Lineage: Eukaryota; Metazoa; Arthropoda; Insecta; Diptera; Drosophilidae
Gene: Con
Product: connectin
Exons: 5
Coding region: 222-2294 (690 amino acids)
Molecular function (GO): protein binding
Source: RefSeq, a predicted model, not a curated record